Molecule: messenger RNA, 189 nt
Organism: Physcomitrium patens
Lineage: Eukaryota; Viridiplantae; Streptophyta; Bryopsida; Funariales; Funariaceae
Source: the annotation of a RefSeq genome assembly
AUGACUAUUGCUUUCCAGUUCGCUGUGUUUGCAUUAAUUGCUAUUUCAUUUCUUUUAGUAAUUGGUGUACCUGUUGUGCUUGCCUCUCCUGAUGGUUGGUCAAGUAGUAAAAAUGUUGUAUUUUCAGGUGCUUCAUUAUGGGUUGGAUUAGUUUUUUUGGUUGGUGUUCUUAAUUCUUUCAUAUCUUAA